UGUGCUGCUGAGGGGGGCGUCCGAACUCCGAACCUAAAAUGUGUUAAAAUGGCAGGUGCCAUAGUGCGUUGUUUUCAGAUUCCGAGGAGACAGCUGGGUCUCCUCGGAUCGAGUUUGAGUAGCCAACAGCAAAGAACACUUGCCGAUGCCGCCCCAGAAGGAAAGAAAAGAGGAGGGCCCCUGGACGAUCAAGAUCGUAUCUUCACGAACCUGUAUGGCAGGCAUGACUGGCGGUUGAAGGGUGCAUUGAGUCGUGGCGACUGGUAUAAAACUAAGGAGAUAAUAGAGAAAGGUGCCGAUUGGAUCAUCAAUGAGAUCAAGAUUUCCGGGCUAAGAGGUCGCGGUGGAGCUGGCUUUCCUUCUGGAAUGAAAUGGUCUUUCAUGAACAAGCCAUCCGAUGGCAGGCCGAAGUAUUUAGUAAUCAAUGGCGACGAGGGUGAGCCAGGGACAUGCAAGGAUCGUGAAAUCUUACGUCACGAUCCACAUAAAUUAAUAGAAGGUUGUCUGAUCGCUGGUCGCGCUAUGGGAGCCUGCGCUGCGUACAUUUACAUACGCGGCGAAUUUUACAAUGAAGCGUCCAACACACAAAUCGCCAUAGCCGAGGCUUAUCAGGCUGGUCUAAUUGGAAAGAACGCUUGCAACUCCGGUUAUGAUUUCGAUAUCUUUGUGCAGCGAGGAGCAGGCGCAUAUAUCUGCGGCGAGGAGACUGCUCUUAUCGAGUCUAUCGAAGGAAAACAAGGAAAACCUAGAUUAAAACCACCGUUUCCGGCCGAUGUCGGCGUGUUCGGGUGUCCUACAACCGUCACCAACGUCGAGACUGUAGCAGUGGCGCCUACGAUCUGUCGCCGAGGUGGAGCAUGGUUCGCUUCAUUUGGACGUCCACGCAAUCAUGGAACGAAGCUAUUUAACAUCUCCGGUCACGUGAAUAAUCCGUGUACCGUUGAGGAAGAAAUGUCCAUUCCUCUGAAGGAACUGAUCGAGAGACACGCGGGAGGUGUGAUCGGAGGAUGGGAUAAUUUAUUAGGUGUUAUUCCUGGUGGCUCUUCAACUCCCGUCAUUCCUAAGAGUGUGUGCGACACCGUCUUGCUCGAUUUCGACGAUCUCGUCAGAGUAAAGAGUGCGUUAGGUACUGCUGCGGUAAUCGUGAUGAAUAAACAGACGGACAUAAUUAAAGCUAUCACUCGUUUGAUGAGUUUCUACAAGCACGAAUCCUGUGGUCAAUGCACACCUUGCCGCGAGGGUAUCAGUUGGAUGUAUAAAAUACUAAAGAGAUUCGUGGAUGGUAAUGCCGAGGUACACGAGAUAGACAUGCUAUGGGAGCUUACGAAACAAAUAGAAAUGCAUACAAUAUGCGCUUUGGCGGACGGCGCCGCAUGGCCUGUGCAGGGUUUGAUUAGGCAUUUCAGACCAGAGAUCGAAGCGCGCAUGAAGGAACAUAAGCGAGCGGCGUCGAAAAGUUGAGAAAUCGAAGAGGGAUCAUAAACCGAAAACUAGAUAAAACAUAACAGCAGAUAUUUAGAACAAUCCCUGUAAGAUUUUAUAUUUAUUCUCAGUGUACAUAAAUGAAUUUAACGUUAUAGUCAUACACGAGAAUCUAAUUGUGAUUCCCAUGUAAUAAUGUUCUUCGAAUCCAGACUAAUGUCUGUCCCGGAGAUUCGACUAAUAAAAGAAACCUAAGAGAAAAA
Messenger RNA from Pogonomyrmex barbatus (red harvester ant), 1685 nucleotides. It is a transcript of the gene ND-51, whose product is annotated as NADH dehydrogenase (ubiquinone) 51 kDa subunit. Gene Ontology annotation, biological process: mitochondrial electron transport, NADH to ubiquinone. Gene Ontology annotation, molecular function: FMN binding; NADH dehydrogenase (ubiquinone) activity; 4 iron, 4 sulfur cluster binding. The record is from RefSeq and is a predicted model, not a curated record. Gene Ontology annotation, cellular component: respiratory chain complex I. NCBI's taxonomy places the organism in Eukaryota, Metazoa, Arthropoda, Insecta, Hymenoptera, Formicidae.